Molecule: messenger RNA, 2423 nt
Organism: Carassius auratus (goldfish)
Lineage: Eukaryota; Metazoa; Chordata; Actinopteri; Cypriniformes; Cyprinidae
Gene: nek5
Product: NIMA related kinase 5
Exons: 20
Coding region: 168-2303 (711 amino acids)
Biological process (GO): protein phosphorylation
Molecular function (GO): protein kinase activity; ATP binding
Source: RefSeq, a predicted model, not a curated record
GUUAAAAUAUGCGGCCGUGCACCGUGCCUCGUGCAUAUACUGUAUACGUUUUCUUCUUCUUUCCGAAAUCCAUUUCAUCCACGGUUCCUCCUCACACUAGUAGAGCAAACUUCUGAAUUUUUUCAGUCGUGUUCGUGAACGCGCAUUCCUCUGCGUGACGGCGUCAGAUGACGCUGUUGACGCGUUGCUAUAGUGACGCGCCGGUCGUGUUCACACGCGUCCUGACCGUCUCGCAGAAGAUCAUCCUCAUCUUCAUCCUCCUCCUUACCGUCUUCAUAUUCAUCAUCUUCAUCGUGAUGGAUCAGUUUGAGGUGCUUCGGCAGGUCGGUCAGGGCGCGUUCGGGCGCGCGCUGCUGGUCAAACAGCGACACGGACACGCGCAGCUCUACGUCAUCAAGGAGAUCAACCUGAGACAGUUGUCUUCUCGGGAUAAGGACGCCUCCAGAAAGGAAGUGACUCUGCUGUCCAAAAUGAAACAUCCAAAUAUUGUGGCGUUUUAUAAAUCAUUUUACGACAGGAAUAACUUCUACAUCCUAAUGGAAUACUGUGAUUCCGGUGAUCUGAUGAAGAGAAUCAGGAUGCAGAGAGGAAAACCCUUCACAGAGCAGCAGAUCGUGGACUGGUUUGUUCAGAUCUGUCUGGGACUGAAGCACAUUCACGACAGGAAGGUCCUGCACAGAGACAUCAAAGCUCAGAACAUCUUCCUCACUCAAGGAGGCCUGAAGGUCAAGCUGGGAGACUUCGGCAUCGCCAAAAUGCUGAACAGCACUGUGGAGCUGGCCAGGACCUGUGUGGGCACGCCGUACUAUCUUUCUCCAGAGAUCUGUGAGAACAGACCAUACAACAACAAAACGGAUAUCUGGUCUCUGGGCUGCAUUCUCUAUGAGCUCUGCACACUCAGACAUCCAUUCGAGGGCAGUAAUCUGAAGCAGCUGGUGCUGAGGAUCUGUAGGGGGCGCUACAGUCCAGUGUCUCAGCGCUACAGCUCUGAACUCCACCUGCUGCUCCACCUGCUGUUCAAGGUCAGUCCACGAGACCGUCCGUCUGCUAACUCUCUGCUCAAGCGUCCGCUUCUACAGCAGCAGAUCAGCAGACACCUGGACACACAGCUGCUGCAGGAAGAGUUCAGCCACACGGUUCUACACAGACACACACCAGCGGCUCCUGAAGCCUCCAACAACACAGAUCAGGUGUGCAGAGAUCCAGUGGAGUGUAAUCCGGUCCUGAGAGCUGCGGUGAAUCCGGCUCAGAGACGAGCAGCAGACAGAGCCCCGCACAUGAAUCCUGCUGUAGGUGUGGAGCGCCGGCGGAUCGAGCCGCUGGAGCCGGAUCAGAGCCAGCACAGAGCCGCAGCGCUGGAGCCGUACAAACUUGUGGCACAAGCGAGAGACGAGUAUCUUCAGAGGAGACAUGAAGCUCAUCAGUACAAGCUCAGAGCUCAGAAACAACUGGGUCUCAGACCGUCCACAGCAGACACUGAAGACCCUCAGUCAAACCCACAGGAGCAUCAUGGGAACAUCAGAGCGGCUCAGGACAGGAGACAGCGGGGACAGGAGGAGUACCUGAAGCAGCUGCAGCGAAUCAGAGAGCAGUAUCAUCAUGAUGUCAGAUGCAUGAGACCGAGGGCGGAGCUGCAGGAAACACACACACUGAAGAAGAACAGAGAGCGGCACACACACGGGAAACCGCAGCAGAGAGGAAUCAUGUUUGAGAUCAAGCUGAGCGAUGAAGAGACGAAGACUGAGGAAGAUGAGGAGUCAGAGGACGAGCCCCUCAACCACACACUGACGUUUGCACAAGGAGAAAAGCUACGAAACCAACUGCAGGGGUCAGAGGUCAGACAGGAAGUGGAGGAGGAAGUGGUGAAGAGAGCUGAGUGGUGUCGAGAUGCAGCGGAGACGUUUCUGAACGCUCUGGAGAACAUGGAUGUGAUGACCGAGAGCAGCACGAGCCUCGCUCAGACCGAGGAGCAGCAGGAAGUAAACAGGAAGCACUGGACGAAUCGUCUGCCGGAGACACUGCUGAACGCUCUCUCUCAAGCAGACAUCAUGGACUGCAGCACAGAGACGCUGGUGUCGUCAGAGGAAGAGUGUGAUGAAGAUGAGGUGGAGGAGGAUGAAGAGCGUCUGGAGCCUCGAUCAGAUGAUGAAGACACGAACUUUGAGGAGUCUGAGGACGAGCUGAGCGACUCCAUGAGGAACCUCCUCACCACACAGGAACAGGAACAGGAAGUGAACCGCAGAUCACAGGAAGUGAGGGAGGAGACGCAGCCACCCACUCAUGAUGAGUCUGCAGCAAACUGAUCCUGCGUCUUUCAUUUAGUUAUUUUUCUUUUUCUUUCAUUCUGUGUGAAUCUGUGUUAAAGUGUAAUUUAUUUCUGUGAUGCUCCGCUGUAUUUUCAGCAUCAUUCCUCCAGUCUUCAG